Molecule: messenger RNA, 1179 nt
Organism: Cutaneotrichosporon cavernicola
Lineage: Eukaryota; Fungi; Basidiomycota; Tremellomycetes; Trichosporonales; Trichosporonaceae
Exons: 2
Coding region: 1-1179 (392 amino acids)
Cellular component (GO): mitochondrion
Molecular function (GO): zinc ion binding; oxidoreductase activity
Source: RefSeq, a predicted model, not a curated record
AUGCAGCACCCACCCCCGACCUCUCGCGCAUGGACCAUCACGGGCCGUGGCCUUCCGCCAUCCGUGCUGGACCUGAUUGAGCGCCCCACCCCCACCCUCCCACCUCACCCCCUCCCAAGCGACGUCCCCCAACCUGAGGAAUGGAUCCUAAUCCGCAUCGCUUACGCCUCUCUUAACCCUGGCGCAAUCUUCCAAAUGACGCUCAUCCCCCAACGCUUCCGCAAGGCCCCCUUCAACGUCCCCGAGAUGGACCUGAGCGGAACGGUGGUGGACGUGUGGCACCCCGAUCCCACCGGCCCACUUAAGAACGAGACCGAGGGCGAGACCCCCUUUGGUCCCGGCGCACCACAGCGCUUCAACAAAGGCGACGGUGUGUGCGCCAUGCUCCCAGCAUCGCACCUCCUCCCAACAGGAACCGGCGCACUGGCCGAAUACGCCGCCAUUCCAGCCCGGUAUGCCGUUCCCAAACCUGCAAACGUAUCUUUUGCCGAUUCUGCCGCCCUCCUCGCCGCCCUCACUGCCCAUCGGAUGGUGGUUGAGAGCGGCGCCAAGGCCGGCGACUCGGUCCUCGUCAUUGCCGCCAGCGGCGGUAUCGGAACCAUGGCGGUGCAGAUGCUCCGCCACGUCGUCGGGCACUUGGGCCGCGUUGUGGGUGUGUGUAGCGGCAAGAAUUCUGAUAUGGUUAAGAGUCUUGGUGCUGACGAGAUUGUCGAUUAUACGCUGCACAAGUCGCUCCCGCGCUUCUUGGCGCGCACGUACGAGAAAACACCGUUCAACGCGGUCCUCGACACCCUCGGCUUCCAGGACGUGUACAAGGCCUCCCCCGCCUUCCUUGUCGAGGGCGGAAUCUACGAGAGUGUCGGUAUCAAGCCGCCGACAUUCUGGUUCCCGGAUUUUGUGCGCGCUGUAUGGACGAUGAAACUCAACGAGUGGUGGCCGAUGUCGCCGUGGCUCGGCGGCGUAGGACGCAAAUGGGGCGCCUGCAACAUGAUGAGCCCCAGCCUGGCGGAACGUGAGGCAGUCGUAGGGCUCAUGGAACGCGGGGUGAUUCGCGUUGUGCGCGAUAGCGUCUGGGAGUUUGAGCAGGCCCGCGAGGCGUACGAUAAACUCGCGGGCCGGCAUGCAGCAGGCAAGGUGCUUGUGCGCGUCGACCCCAACGUCAGCGAGGAUGCGUGUUAG